Gasterosteus aculeatus aculeatus (three-spined stickleback) is the source of this 2243-nucleotide messenger RNA. RefSeq names its product calcium binding protein 2b (gene cabp2b). Gene Ontology annotation, molecular function: calcium ion binding; calcium channel regulator activity. Lineage: Eukaryota; Metazoa; Chordata; Actinopteri; Perciformes; Gasterosteidae. The record is from RefSeq and is a predicted model, not a curated record. Gene Ontology annotation, cellular component: cytoplasm.
GUGCCACUGUUUUCACUCGUGUCGAUUCAUUUCCAUCCCCGCAUCGUGGCCCCGUGUGCUCCGCCGCUCCAGCUGCGUGCGUCAUCCCGUCGCUGGUCCGGGUCAGACGAUCGAAUCCGCGCCGCACAAUCGUUCGCCCAAUCCCAUGGAAUGUAUUGACCGACUCAAGGGCUACCUCCGAAAUGUGAAUGAGGCACGGGAGGACGUGGAGGUCAAGGCUGCCUUCCCCUGGGCUCCAGAAAAGGCCUCUGGAAGGUUCAUGGUCACUGCAAGGCAACCGGAUUGGUCUAAAGAGUAAUGAUCCACCGAAGCACCGAGCGUAAACCGAGAUGAAGAGGAUCCUGAAGUAGCUUUUGGACUUUUAAACUGCUCCAAAGGCCCCGUUGAGGGUCCACAUCUAGUUUCAAUCUAUACGAUUUGAAAUGACGCAUGCGGUUUCCCGUUGAAUGGAAUUACAACAUACAAACUGAUUUAGAAAAAAAGCACAACAGGAAUGAUCGGUUCUGAAUACAAAGCGUUGCAUCUAAAGCAGCUCCUAGGGGCCAUAUUCUGAAGUGAGUACCUGUCGGAGAGAAACAGGGCGUCCGCUAUGGGCUCAGUUCAUUUUCACUCCAUAGCGGCUUAAUCAAACCGCGAAAAAUGUCUGUGGACGGUGAAGCAAAUCUCAGAUUAAAUAGAGCUUUUCCCUGUGGUUAUGUUGAAAUGGUGCAGCAGUAGGACACAUCUGUAUAAAACAUUGCAUGACAAGUUGCAACUAUGUAAAAAUAAAACAUAACCAACACAUAACUUUGGCCACAUUACGAGCUGCGUCAUGUUUCACAUGCUGUGCGAUGUCAUUUUUAAGGGAGAAAGCAACACGUUGAUUUCCCACAUCUUUUCUGUUUGUACCAACUCACAAAAAUGAAUUCCAGUUACUUUGUACAACGCCCGAUGAUUUGUCCCAUAUUGUUUUCCCUCUAAAGCUCUUAUCCUAACAUCCUCUUUAAUGAGCUCGAGCGUCCUGUACAACACUUUCCGUACUGCCUGCGUACUCAAGCUGAACCAUUAACGUUCCAAAGUACGAACUAAACCUCUAAAUCUCAUAGUCUCCAGGUGUUUGUUGCCUGUGCUUGAUGGUUUAAGAAUUGUCAUAUUUAUCUUAAUGCAGUGUACAAUUUAAUCCAUAUAUUUAGACUCUGUUUUUCAUUUUGAGGUGUGACAGCUUUAUUGUUUAACGCAGCUCACUGAAAAACUUGAAUCGGAAUCAACUUCCCUACAUUUUCAAAAUCACAUUUUAGUAUAAAAGCCUGAAUAUGAGACAUCCAUCCACAGGCCCAGACAGUUUAUCUUUCAUAUCAUGCAAAACACAUGAAGCCAAUCUGCAUUAAUCACUUCUCUCAUCUUCCGUUUCUGUGUCCUCCCUCCCAGUUCAGUUGGUGUUUCUACGGUGGUGUUGCUGUAAAUCUGACUGUGUUUGACAGAGAGCUGAGACCAGAGGAGCUCGACGAGCUCCGUGAGGCAUUUGUGGAGUUUGACAGGAACAAAAAAGGCUACAUCAGUCACAGAGACCUGGGGGAGUGCAUGAGGACCAUGGGAUACAUGCCCACGGAGAUGGAGCUCAUCGAGCUGAGCCAGCAGAUCUGUGGAGGCAAAUUGGACUUUGAGGACUUUGUGGAGCUGAUGGGACCGAAGAUGCUGGCAGAGACUGCCGACAUGAUUGGAGUCAAAGAACUACGAGAUGCUUUUAAAGAGUUCGACUCUAAUGGCGACGGUCAGAUCAGUUUGACUGAGCUCCGUGAGGCCAUGAAGAAGCUGAUGGGAGAACAAGUGACCAACAGAGAGAUCAACGAGAUCCUCCGAGACGUCGACCUCAACGGAGACGGCCUGGUGGACUUCGAAGAGUUUGUGCGAAUGAUGUCACGCUGACCUGCCCGGCUAUACAAGUUGAGAUGGACCAACAAACAUUAUGCAACUACUGGAUAAGAGGCCGCACUGAAAGAAAUGGAUACUUUUGUAUCAAAAUACAACUAACAUGAAUAAAUACAUCUGAAGUCCAUGUGCAAUGAAAUUAUAAAGCUCUUUAACAGCAAUUUAGGUGCAAUAGUUUAAAACAUAUCAAACGCUUCAUAGACAAUAUUUAUGACUGUUUUUAGUUAGUUCGUUUUUAGUGUUUUUCCAUUUUGAUGUUUGAACGUGUGAAAUCUUGAUUGCACAACUGUUAAAUCCUUCUUUUUUUAAUUAAAAACAAAUAUAGACACACUGGA